This is a messenger RNA of Vigna unguiculata (cowpea), 1674 nucleotides long. It is a transcript of the gene ACOS5, whose product is annotated as acyl-CoA synthetase 5. Gene Ontology annotation, molecular function: long-chain fatty acid-CoA ligase activity. NCBI's taxonomy places the organism in Eukaryota, Viridiplantae, Streptophyta, Magnoliopsida, Fabales, Fabaceae. The record is from RefSeq and is a predicted model, not a curated record. Gene Ontology annotation, biological process: fatty-acyl-CoA biosynthetic process.
AACUCAAACAUGGGAACCUACGUGGAAACUUUCGCAGGUGGGGAGGAACAUGUCUUUCGUAGCCAGUACUCACCUGUUCCUAUCCCUGACAACGUCACUCUGCCACAAUAUGUGCUCCAAAAUGCUGAACUCUAUGCUGAGAAGGUUGCGUUUGUGGAUGCUGUGACUGGAAAAGGGGUGACUUACAGUGAGGUGGUGAGGGAUGUAGAGAGGUUUUCAAAGGCCUUAAGAUCUCUUGGUUUGAGGAAAGGGCAUGUUGUGAUUGUGUUGCUUCCAAAUGUGGUGGAGUAUGCCAUUGUUGCUUUGGGGAUCAUGGCUGCUGGUGGGGUCUUUUCUGGGGCAAAUCCAACUUCUCAUGUCUCCGAGAUUAAGAAACAAGCAGAGUCUGCAGAUGCCAAGAUAUUUGUCACAGAUAACACCAACUAUGAAAAGGUGAAGGGUCUAGAGCUACCUGUUAUUGUGGUAGAUGAUGAGGUUGUUGAAGGUGGCAUGAAGUGGAAGAAGUUGCUUGAAGAAGCAGAGAGAGGAGGUGAUGAUGAUUUUUGCAAGGAACCUGUUUCACAGAAUGAUCUGUGCGCCAUGCCAUUCUCAUCAGGAACCACAGGGAUGUCAAAGGGUGUGAUGCUGACUCACAGAAAUCUGGUGGCUAAUCUCUGCUCUACACUCUUCAGUGUGACAAGGGAAAUGGAGGGCAUGGUGACCACACUAGGCCUCAUUCCCUUCUUUCACAUCUAUGGCAUCACUGGAAUAUGCUGUGCCACUCUUAGGAGCAAAGGGAAAGUUGUGGUUAUGGGAAGGUUUGAGUUGAAGAAGUUUCUCAAUGCCUUGAUCACACAUGAGGUCACAUUUGCACCCAUUGUGCCCCCAAUCAUUCUCAGCUUGGUCAAAAAUCCCAUAGUUGAUGAAUUUGACCUCACCAAGCUCAAACUCCAAGCUGUUAUGACUGCAGCAGCACCACUUGCACCAGAACUUCUCAAUGCCUUUGAACACAAGUUCCCUGGUGUUUCUGUCCAAGAGGCUUAUGGACUUACUGAGCAUAGCUGCAUCACACUCACUCUUGCAACCAAAGGAUUGGGAAGUGUUCAUAAAAAUUCAGUGGGAUUCAUCCUCCCAAACUUGGAAGUCAAGUUUGUUGAUCCUGACACUGGUCGAUCCCUUCCUAGGAACACACCUGGGGAACUUUGUGUGCGAAGCCAAUGCGUAAUGCAAGGUUACUAUAAACAGGUGGAUGAGACUGCACAAACCAUUGACGAGAAUGGAUGGCUUCACACCGGUGACAUAGGAUUCAUAGAUGGUGAAGAAAAUGUCUUCAUUAUUGAUCGUAUCAAGGAGUUGAUCAAAUACAAAGGCUUCCAAGUUGCUCCUGCAGAGUUAGAGGCCAUAUUGCUGAGCCAUUCAUCAGUUGAAGAUGCAGCAGUAGUGCCAAUACCAGAUGAAGAUGCAGGGGAAAUUCCUGGUGCAAGUGUGGUUUUGAGCCCUGGUGCAAAGGAAAGUGAGGAAGAUAUCAUGAACUAUGUUGCCAACAAUGCUGCACAUUACAAGAAAGUGAGAGUGGUGCACUUUGUGGAAAGCAUACCAAAGUCACCCUCUGGAAAAAUAAUGAGGAGGCUCAUCAAAGACAAGAUGAUUCAAAAGAUGAAGACAAGUUCCUCCACACAAUCUCAGAAUGUCUAA